AUGGCCGGAAAGGGACUUUUCAGCUUGCUAUCCUUGAUCCUCGUCGCCGGUGGACUCUUGUUCAUGUUCUUUAUUCUACUGGCAGGUGCCAUCGACCACGCCCCAGUCGAUAGGUGGUAUCUUUUACAGGCUGAUACCUCGUUGAUCCCCGGGGCGCCGCCAGUCUCAAGAUGGUCGUACUGGAAUGUAUGUGGCGUUGAGAACGGCCACACGGUCUGUGGUGAUGAGGACUACUCAAAGGUCCAUCCAGCAUAUCCGCUAGAUCCUACUUCGCACCGGACUUUUGACACAGAUGUUGGUGUCCCUCAAGAUUUUGUCGACAACCACGGCUUCUACUUCCUCAUGACACGGUUCAUGUUUGCGUUUAUGCUCAUCGCUCUUUUCUUCGGGGCCAUGUCGCUGUUUACUGGCCUCUUGGCGCUUUGCACCAGGAUUGGUAGCUAUCUGAGCGGUCUCUUGACCAUGGUUGCCUCCUUCUUCCAGGCAAUCAACGCUGCAUUGAUGACUGCUGCCUACCUCAAGGGUAGAAACAAUUUCCGGGACAACAACCAAGAAUCCAACGUCGGACAGUACGCAUUCGGGUUCGAAUGGGCGGCCUUUGCUUGCUUCUUUCUUGCGACGAUUCUUUUCUGUGUGGGCCCCUCGCGAAAAGAUAAGACGACGACGACGUCCGGACGACGCGGUGGGUUCUUCAAGGGUCGAAGGAGCCGGAGUACGAGAAGUCGAGGCAGCUUCGUACAUGACAAAGAGUACGGGGCAUGA
Exophiala aquamarina CBS 119918 is the source of this 762-nucleotide messenger RNA. RefSeq lists its product as uncharacterized. NCBI's taxonomy places the organism in Eukaryota, Fungi, Ascomycota, Eurotiomycetes, Chaetothyriales, Herpotrichiellaceae. The coding region runs from base 1 to 762 and encodes 253 amino acids. The record is from RefSeq and is a predicted model, not a curated record. Gene Ontology annotation, biological process: endocytosis; cortical actin cytoskeleton organization; fungal-type cell wall organization. Gene Ontology annotation, cellular component: plasma membrane; membrane raft; cell cortex. The transcript has 2 exons.